AAGCAGACACCAGCACUGCUCUUUCUCCAAGACGGCCGGCCAUGCUCUCCUCCUCUGCCAGUCUCCUCCACCACUCUCUAACCUGAGAGCCUGUGGAACCUGCCCGUCUCCCCUCCUCCAUCAGACACACCUGCCUAGGAAACAGGAAAGGACCUCGGAAGUCUUCUAAGGAGAGUCAUGGCGUAUUACCAGGAGCCUUCAGUGGAGACCUCCAUCAUCAAGUUCAAAGACCAGGACUUUACCACCUUGCGGGAUCACUGCCUGAGCAUGGGCCGGACGUUUAAGGAUGAGACAUUCCCUGCAGCAGAUUCUUCCAUAGGCCAGAAGCUGCUCCAGGAAAAACGCCUCUCCAAUGUGAUAUGGAAGCGGCCACAGGAUCUACCAGGGGGUCCUCCUCACUUCAUCCUGGAUGAUAUAAGCAGAUUUGACAUCCAACAAGGAGGCGCAGCUGACUGCUGGUUCCUGGCAGCACUGGGAUCCUUGACUCAGAACCCACAGUACAGGCAGAAGAUCCUGAUGGUCCAAAGCUUUUCACACCAGUAUGCUGGCAUUUUCCGUUUCCGGUUCUGGCAAUGUGGCCAGUGGGUGGAAGUGGUGAUUGAUGACCGCCUACCUGUCCAGGGAGAUAAAUGCCUCUUUGUGCGUCCUCGCCACCAAAACCAAGAGUUCUGGCCCUGCCUGCUGGAGAAGGCCUAUGCCAAGCUGCUCGGAUCCUAUUCCGAUCUGCACUAUGGCUUCCUCGAGGAUGCCCUGGUGGACCUCACAGGAGGCGUGAUCACCAACAUCCAUCUGCACUCUUCCCCUGUGGACCUGGUGAAGGCAGUGAAGACAGCGACCAAGGCAGGCUCCCUGAUAACCUGUGCCACUCCAAGUGGGCCAACAGAUACAGCACAGGCGAUGGAGAAUGGGCUGGUGAGUCUCCAUGCCUACACUGUGACUGGGGCUGAGCAGAUUCAAUACCGAAGGGGCUGGGAAGAAAUUAUCUCCCUGUGGAACCCCUGGGGCUGGGGCGAGGCCGAAUGGAGAGGGCGCUGGAGUGAUGGGUCUCAGGAGUGGGAGGAAACCUGUGAUCCGCGGAAAAGCCAGCUACAUAAGAAACGGGAAGAUGGCGAGUUUUGGAUGUCGUGUCAAGAUUUCCAACAGAAAUUCAUCGCCAUGUUUAUAUGUAGCGAAAUUCCAAUUACCCUGGACCAUGGAAACACACUCCACGAAGGAUGGUCCCAAAUAAUGUUUAGGAAGCAAGUGAUUCUAGGAAACACUGCAGGAGGACCUCGGAAUGAUGCUCAAUUCAACUUCUCUGUGCAAGAGCCAAUGGAAGGCACCAAUGUUGUCGUGUGCGUCACAGUUGCUGUCACACCAUCAAAUUUGAAAGCAGAAGAUGCAAAAUUUCCACUCGAUUUCCAAGUGAUUCUGCAUCCCAUCGACGUUGUGAGCUGUCCUUCCAAGAAGCAUCUUUCAGCCCACCCCAGCCUGAGAUAGUUUCCAGGGCUUUCAGACGAGAAUUCCUGCUGACUCUGGUGCCUUCUAAGAGGACCCUCAGAUUUUCCAGCUCUCACCUCUGGGAAGAAAAGGCUAAAGGCAGAAGGAGAGAUUUGUGAAAGGCUGAGAAGGAACUGAGGCCCCUGGUCUGCCCAGCCAGGACUGACCAGGUCAAGCACCAAAGAGGCCUACUAGAAACAUCUCAGCCAACUCUUCCUUCUUCUGAGCUAAGACAGAAGCCCACAGAAGGAUCAGAGCUGCCCCGGCACACACGCAACUUCUGAGGCUCUGUUCACAUGGGUGACCAUGGGCCUUGUGUUGAUUCACCCAAAGUCUUCACAGUUCAGGAACCCUACCAAGAUUGUAACCACCCCAUUUUUAAAAUGACAUCAAGCCCACUUUCCUACUUUUCUGCCAGAGAUGUGUUACUUCUCACCAUUCACCAAUUUGCUGAAGGAACUCUCAGACCCAAGAGCUCCUCAGGCUUCCUGGAGAUCCCAGCAGAUCUUGCAAGAUCCUGAUUGAGUUAAAUGUCAAAGAACAGUUCAGACCUGGACAACUCAAAUGACACUGGUUGCUUUCACAGUUCAGCUGAGAAACAACAAUGUACCUGCCAGCAGCCAGGCUCUCAGAAGGCUCCAGGGCUCAAAUGGAGUUCCAGGGCUCCAGUGCUGACCUGCUGAUAUGAUGAUGCUCCAGCCCUGGCAUGGGUCUGUGACUCCCCAGUUGCUGUGGGAGCACUGCUCUGCUUUAUGUCCAACCAGACCUUGAUGGGAUAUGAAUAGGCAGGGAGAAGACAGGACAGUGAAAAGGAUGAGGGUGGAUGAGCCAUUUCAUCCUCACCUCCCUCAAAGUUCCUCCCCAAGGCCUGGACUUUCCACCUUCCUCCCAGCUCACCCUUGGCCUCCAGAGAAGUCGGCUAAGAGGUCUGUACACAUGGGUGGGGCCCAGUGUCAACAAUGGGAAAUAAUCAAGCCAACUAAGGAAGACAUCACCUGGUGGUGACAGGGCUUGACUACAAAGCAAGCAGCACAGCUUCCCCGAUUCCCAGCUCUGCUACUUAAACUGCUGAGCCUCAGUUUCUACACCCAUAAAAUAGGGAGCCCAGCAUCGGCUUGCAGGAUUAUUGUGAAUAUCCAACACAUUACAUAAAAGUGCUUUGCAAACCGUAGAGAGGCUUACAAUGGAACUGCAUUCUCAGGUAUUCCUUCUACUACGUGAAAAGACUGGAACAUGGGUAUCUCCCCAUUCAUAGGCACACAGACAUUCCUACAAGCAUCAGGGGUGGGAGUGCAAGAACGAAUUCCCAUCUAUUUACAGUGGCCUGAUAGAAUAAAAGAAGUUGACUUCUCAGGGAAGCUCCCGAUGUUAGGGAGCUUACAUUUGCGCCAGGUUCUGUGCUAUCUGUCAAAAUCUCCCCCUUCCUUUCAGUGCGAUCAUCAUUGCUGUGAAGAGUAACCACACCUUUCAGGGCUGACCAAAGAAUACCUCCUCCUCUCAGACACCUCCUUUUCUGCCUCAGUUUCCUUCCUCUUGCUGUUCUCUGCAAUUGAGUGGGUUUCAUUUUUCACAACCUCACACAGAGCAUGAGUGACCAGUCAUCCCAGUUCACCUCUAGGUGUGCCAAGGAACAGGCAGGCCACACAAGGAAGAGGAACGUGUUCCACUUAUAAAUUUUUUGAGGUUAUCCUCAUUGAUCCAUUCCAUAAAACUAUCAGAGGAAAUCUUGACACCCAGCAGAUCACCAAAUCUAUCCACAAGCAUGGGGAGAUGUGUGGGCUGACAUCCUCAGGCUGCAAGAGCCAUGGCCUUGGAAAGGGCCGUAAGUUCUACCACGCUAUUGGUGGUUCUCACCAUGCAACUUGGAGAAGGUGCAAUAUUCUCCAGCUCUAAUGUUAUCACAGAUAUAAGUAACGUUUGUAAAAUUCAUACCUAAUAAAUUUAGAACAGUCA
Messenger RNA from Homo sapiens (human), 3432 nucleotides. It is a transcript of the gene CAPN13, whose product is annotated as calpain 13. Gene Ontology annotation, molecular function: calcium-dependent cysteine-type endopeptidase activity. NCBI's taxonomy places the organism in Eukaryota, Metazoa, Chordata, Mammalia, Primates, Hominidae. The coding region runs from base 178 to 1479 and encodes 433 amino acids. Gene Ontology annotation, biological process: proteolysis. The record is from RefSeq and is a predicted model, not a curated record. The transcript is spliced from 12 exons.